Molecule: messenger RNA, 1749 nt
Organism: Nerophis ophidion (straightnose pipefish)
Lineage: Eukaryota; Metazoa; Chordata; Actinopteri; Syngnathiformes; Syngnathidae
Gene: dnaaf1
Product: dynein axonemal assembly factor 1
Exons: 2
Coding region: 163-1671 (502 amino acids)
Molecular function (GO): protein binding
Source: RefSeq, a predicted model, not a curated record
GUGUUACCAUAGUGACCAAAAAAUCAACUAACAUUGAGUUGAGUUGAGUUUAAGUUCAUUUCGACCACAUUGAACUCUUUGUUACUCGGGAAAUAGCAGAUAAAGUCUCUCUCUCUGGGCAAGUACACUCAAAUAGAAACCUAAACACUCUUUUUUUAAACAAUGUCUGUGGUUGAGAUGACUGAAACGUCAAAGGAGAAAACAACAGGAACUCCAAUUGGAUGUGCAGACGCCCAAGAAACACCUGCUGAAGAAGAAAAGAAGCUUCCAGGGCCGCGGAUAACCAAGACCUUUUUAAAGGACCACUGUAAGCAGAACAAACUUUAUUCCACGCCAUUCCUGAAUGACACCUUGUAUCUGCACUACAAGGGUUUCUCCACAAUUGAAAACCUGGAGGAGUACACAGGACUCAAAUGUCUAUGGUUGGAAAGCAACGGGUUGCAACGGAUCGGGAACUUGGACGCGCAGGUCGAUCUCCGCUGCCUGUUCCUCCAGCAGAACCUUAUCCACAAGCUGGAAAACCUGGGUGCUCUGAAAAGGUUACGCACUCUGAACGUCUCCAACAAUUACAUCAACACCAUCGAGAACAUCUCCAGCCUUCCUGAGCUGAGUACCCUGCAGAUGGCUCACAACAAACUGGCGGGGGUGAAGGCCAUAGAACACUUGAGUCAGUGUCCAUCCAUCAGUGUGCUGGAUCUGUCCCACAACCUCUUACAAGACCCCGAGAUCCUUCCCGUACUUGAAGCCAUGCCGGACCUACGCGUCCUCACCCUGAUGGGCAACGAAGUGGUGAGAAGGAUCCCCGACUACAGGAAGACUCUGAUCGUGCGCCUCAAGCGGCUGACUUUCCUCGACGACAGGCCCGUCUUCCCCAGAGACCGAGCGUGUGCAGAAGCGUGGGCGCUUGGCGGGGUGGAGGCGGAGCGCGAGGAGAGGGACCGAUGGAACACUCGAGAAAGGAGGAAAAUCCAGGAAGGCUUGGAGGCCUUGGCUGCCGUUCGACAGAAAGCCCAGGAGAGACAACGCCUGAAAGAGAAAGUGGUGAGAGGUGAGACUUCCCUCGAUCCAGAAGCUUCUCAUCAGGACGCCGUUACUGAGAAAAUCCAAGGGUUUGUGCAGGAUACCCUGGAUGCUCAAGAAGAGUUUACACAAAACCGAAUAAAUCUGCGGCUCUGCAAAGAAGAUCCAGAGAAACAUGGCGAAAAGUCCGUGGAGGACGAUGGGAACCAGUCAGAAAGAGCUGAGCUUUGUGUCGAAGCUCCUGGUGAAACUGGAUCUGGUCCUGGGCCACUGGUGACUGAACUGGUGGAUGCAGAACAGCUGGAAAGUAUUCCUCUGACCGAGCCGCUGCUUAUUGAUGACCUGCCCGAUCUGGAGGAUGUGGACUCAGAAGACCUGGCGGAUUUGUUCUCCUCGGACCAGGAGUUCAAACCCAAGAUAGAAGUCAUCUCAGGGGAUGGCAAUGACAAUGUGGAGGCAGUCGGGAGUGAGAGCAUCCACUCUGGCCCAGAUAAGUCCUGGCUUUUUAUUGGCGGCAGUAAGACAACCGAAGCGCCUCAGGAUUCAGCGCUGAUAUAUUCAGGUGAUACAAAUGAGCUUGAAACCGGUGCAAAGUCUGAUACGAGUCUGAUAUCAUGUCCACCACGCUGCCUGAUUGAGGAGCUGGAAUGAAAUUUGUUUCGUUUUUUGGCAUCCCAAGAAAUAUAUUUGAUCGUUUGUUGGCAGUUCAGUGUUUACAACUUUAUUUUU